AGUACUAGACAACCUGGAUUUAAUUCAGUACAACACUGUACAUAACUUUGCUUAUAUACUGCUAAUAUAUUGACUGACUAAAAUGAGUAAGAUGAAGCGAGGUAAUACUUGCAAGAACAUCCCCUGCUCGGAUAAUAUUAAUAUAAAUUUAGCUGACUCGAUAUAAAAUUUUUGGUUUAUUUUGAAUUCAACAAAAUGGAUGCAGGCACAAAAGUUAAUGACGACGAAGAGUUCUUGAAUAUUGAUAAAUCCGAAUUAAUGCCAUACAAACAUCAAUUGACAUGUGUUAAAAAAUUCAUGGAAAAUCAAAAUAGGCCUACAAGUGAGACAGUUAUAAAUAAACUGGGUAAUGAUGUGACUGCUGUUGGAUCAGUUGCAACAGCUAUUUAUUGUUUUUUAAGAGCAAAAUAUCCCAUUGAUGAUAUUCAUACAGAUAAUCCAAUGAGACGAGCUAUUCAAUAUGCGAUAACACUUGGUGGUGAUACUGAUACAAUUGCCAGUAUGGCUGGUGCAAUUGCUGGUGCUUUUUAUGGUGAUGAUAAAAUGAGUCAAGAAUUAUUAAGGCAUUGUGAGGCAUCAGCUGAAUUUGAUAAACUUGCUGUUGAUUUGUUUGACAUUACCAUCAAAGAAUAAUAAUAAAUUAUUAUAUUUUUUAAAUUAUUGUUGUGUAUGGUGUUUUGUUAAUUAUUUUACGUGUA
This is a messenger RNA of Aphidius gifuensis, 698 nucleotides long. Its product is annotated as ADP-ribose glycohydrolase ARH3-like. Gene Ontology annotation, cellular component: nucleus; mitochondrion. The coding region runs from base 196 to 633 and encodes 145 amino acids. The record is from RefSeq and is a predicted model, not a curated record. The transcript is spliced from 3 exons. NCBI's taxonomy places the organism in Eukaryota, Metazoa, Arthropoda, Insecta, Hymenoptera, Braconidae.